This is a messenger RNA of Galendromus occidentalis (western predatory mite), 1034 nucleotides long. RefSeq lists its product as uncharacterized. The transcript is spliced from 3 exons. The record is from RefSeq and is a predicted model, not a curated record. NCBI's taxonomy places the organism in Eukaryota, Metazoa, Arthropoda, Arachnida, Mesostigmata, Phytoseiidae. The coding region runs from base 160 to 942 and encodes 260 amino acids.
GUCGUCUGCCUCUCGUUUGUUGGUGUGGUGGUGCGUUGUUGCAGCUGCUGCUAUUCCGUCAAUACUGAGCUGAAAAGUUGUGGAGUUCCUCAACGGCUUCGAGGAUCACAUUUUACCAUGAGUUGAAACAAAGUGACAUGUAGAGAGCGGCGUCUUCCAAUGAAGCUUCUGACGCACUUCCUGGCGUUAUCCGUGGGACUACUCGGUGCCGUCAGAGAGGCUCAGACGUCCGUGGAGCUAUCGUCUCUAGGAAAUCCAAAGUGCGACCCACCUGGUCGAUGGAGAACUGGACGGAGGCUCAAUUUCACCGAGUCGAGAGCUAAGGGCGCCAUCGUAAACGACAAUGGAGUCUCCUGGCUGACGAAACUGGAGGACUGCGCCAAUUGGUGCUGUAGGCUGCCACCCGUCAACUGCUCGGUUGCGAUGCUUGAGAUCAGGAGCAACGGAGCCAAUUGUCAUCUGCUUGUAUGUUAUCCCACGGAGCUUUGUGUUUUCAAUUAUGCGCCGGAUUUCCUUUCUUACGACAGAACUUUGUUCGUGCCACCGGUGACGGAUAUACCUCUCGUCCCGACGACAGGACGGCCCUCAUUCAGCUUCCGGGAGAACACGCAGCAGCACAAAUCUGUGAUAAAGCCUCGGAAAGGUGUCGAGGACCUGCUUCCUGAAACUCUGACCUCAUCAACUCGAUCACCCGCCUCAUUGAGUUCUGAGAAGCCAAUAAUCAGCUCUUCCGCGCUUGAUGACGCUGAGAGUCGACCUCAUAAACACCGAACCUCUGUAGGAUUGAUAUUUCUCUACGCAGCGAUCAUCCUAGCCAUUAUGGGUGUUGGGACUUUUUUUGGACUAAAGUUUCUCGACUGUUGGGAACGCAGACACUACACGAGAGCGGAUUAUCUGUUGGAUGGAAUGUACGAAAUUAAAGGCACGUCGUGCAGCAGCUGACCGGCUGGAUUCUGGAAUGGAAGGGAUAUCGUGAUAAACCGUGAAGUCGCGUCUGUGUCGAGCUCGAAUGGCCUCGACGAAUCAAUUGUAAA